Messenger RNA from Entamoeba nuttalli P19, 1278 nucleotides. RefSeq names its product tetratricopeptide repeat-containing protein. The record is from RefSeq and is a predicted model, not a curated record. NCBI's taxonomy places the organism in Eukaryota, Evosea, Mastigamoebida, Endamoebidae. Gene Ontology annotation, cellular component: nucleus. The coding region runs from base 1 to 1278 and encodes 425 amino acids. Gene Ontology annotation, molecular function: protein binding. The transcript has a single exon.
AUGGAAAGUGAAGAACAUCAAAAAGGAAAAGAAAAGUUUAAAGAAGGGAAAUAUGAGGAAGCAAUAGAACUAUUUAAGAAAUGUCAUAAAAAAGAGCAAAAAGCACCGUUUUAUUCCAAUAUAUCAGCAUGUUAUUUUAAAUUAAAAGAUAUACCAAAAGCAAUAAAAUAUGCAAGAAAAAGUAUUGAAGAAACACCUGAAUUUGAAAAAGGGUAUUACAGAUUAAUGAUUGCAGGAGAAAAUACCUCAGAAUAUAGUAGUAGUGUAAUGAUAGCAGAAAUUAAACUAGGAAGAGAAAGAAAAGACGAAAAAUAUUGGAGAGAAUAUUAUUCAGGAAAUGAAGAAGUAGAAGUUAAACGAAUUAAUUUAGAAUAUGGGAAGGGAGUAUUUAGUAAAAAAAAGUAUCAAAAAGAGGAAAUAAUAAUGAGAGAAAUACCAAUAAUACAAAUUAGUAAAAUAGAAGAUUAUUAUAACUGUUGUGGGUUUUGUUUAAAAUCACUUUAUAGUAAAGACCCUACUAAUAAAUAUAAUAAGAUAUUUAAUCAAAUAAAUAAAGACGAAGUUGUUAAAUGUAAAUGUGGCAUGAGUUAUUGUAAUACCAAAUGUCAAAAAUUAGAUUAUGGUCAUUCUCUUUUAUGUAACAAGAUAAAAGGGUUAUUUAAUUAUUGUAAAAAAAAUAAUGUUUCUCAUCCUUUAUGUAUUUCUAAAAUUUUUGCUAAUAUUUUCAUUUCACAAAAUAUUGAACAAUCAUUAUUUCCUUUUAUUGUAUUUCAUUCUUCUCCUUUAAUUCCUUUUAACUCUGAAAUUAUUCCAUUCUUUCUUGAUAUUUUUGGUUCUCUUCUUCUAAAAUUUAAUAUUUAUGGUGGUUGGACUUUUAUUUAUCAAAUUCUUUAUUCUGUACUUAAAUAUAAUUCUUCUUCUAUUCUUCCUCUUAACCCUAUUCAGUCUAUCUUACUUAAUAAUUCUUUACAGAUUGAUAAUACUCUUCUUUCUUCUUCUCUUAUUAACCAUCCUGAUAUUACUGCUUUUACUAUUGAAGCUGAAGGAUUAUUUAAAUAUUUAAAUACUCUUAAUCAUUCUUGUUCUCCAAAUUGUUUUUUAGCAAAUACUGAUGAUUCUUGUGCUUUAUCUUUAAUUGCUUCUCGUCCAAUAUCUCCUGGAGAUGAACUUACUAUUAGUUAUAUUGAUAAUACUCUUCCCUAUUCUCAACGUCAAUCUCUUUUAUAUGAUUCAUAUCAUUUUUAUUGCCAUUGUCCUAAAUGCAACCUUAUGAUUUAA